CAUGUACCAUAUAACUAGUGUAUUUGCCAUAUAAUUUAAAGUUCGUGCAUUUAACGCAGCGGAGAGAUUACACAAAAGAACAUUACUCCAAAAUGUAUACAUACAUGGGAUGCUUUAGAGAUAGUGCAACAAGACUGUUUCCAGUUGGACCAUACACACCAAGAAAUAAUAUAAUGUCCACCAACAUCUGCUUUAACUACUGCAAUUCCAAAAACUAUGAUUAUUUUGCAACAGAGUACGAACACGAAUGUUUUUGUGGCAAUGGGGGAAAACUCGGUUCUGAUAACUAUCCUUUAAAAAUGGAAACAGAUUGCAACAAGAAAUGCAAAGGGCAUGAAACACAAACAUGUGGUGGCACUUGGAGAGUUUCUGUAUAUAAAAUAAAUAAAAAUGGUCAAACGGUUUUGACGACAACUCAUACACCAACAAGUCAGAAACAAAGAACAUCUGAUAUAGGUCAUCAGUUAUCAACAACAAAAUAUACACCGCCAAGUCCGAAAACAAGUAAUUCUGACAUAGGCAUUGGUAUAGGAAUGACCAUUGUAUUGCUCUUAAUUAUAGUUGCAGUUAUCAGUUGUUUGUUCUGGAAAAGAAGAAAACAAAAGGCUCAUACAAAAGAAUCAUCAAUGAGUGAUCAUGAGUACGAUAGAAAUCAGAAUAUAACAACCUCAGACAGUUCAUCCAUCGAGUUGAAUGUCUAUGAAAAUGGUCAUACAUACGGAAAUUCAAAUUCGAAUAAUACAACACAAAUUUCAAAUGGAUGCAUCAAACCGCAAACAUGCAAAACGAACGCAAAACACAUGCAUAGUAAACCUGAAACAGACCCCGAGCAUGUGCAUGAUAAACUAGAUAAAAGAUCAAUCCUAAAGAAUAUGUUGCCUUCCCUGUUAUACAACUACUUUAAGUUAGAUAAUGAUAAAUUUGACAAAGUAAACGGAAACCAUAUUGCAGACGUCUCACAAACAGAAGUUGAUUUGACAGCCGCUGGCAGCAAUGGCGCAUAUGCUACACUAGAUUCAACGGCAACAGGCUUCAAAAAAGGUAAACCCGUCUUCCCAAGAAAUAAACAAAACAUUGAUCAAACAAAACUUGAAAAGAAAAAACAUGUGACUAAAGGUGAAGGAGAUUAUUGCUGUGUUGAAGGGGAAUAUAAUAAACUAAACCAAAUCCGGCGAUUUUCGAAUAAUGGCAAUUUAUACAGUCAUGCCGUUGAUGGUGUUUAUGACAUAUCCGGAAUUAAUAACCAGCCAACAGAAAAUACCUACGAUCAUUUCCUUGGAUGUCAAACUGUAAUAGCAGCUGAUUAUGAUAAUGUAAUGAAAUAUUAAGAGGCAAAAUUGAUGUGCAUAUAUGUUUAGAAUAAUUGAUGUAAUUGUAAAUAAAAAUUAUUUCACUUGUUG
This is a messenger RNA of Mytilus californianus (California mussel), 1400 nucleotides long. RefSeq lists its product as uncharacterized. The transcript has 7 exons. The coding region runs from base 93 to 1328 and encodes 411 amino acids. The record is from RefSeq and is a predicted model, not a curated record. Lineage: Eukaryota; Metazoa; Mollusca; Bivalvia; Mytilida; Mytilidae. Gene Ontology annotation, cellular component: plasma membrane.